GCCAGCAACCAGCAGUUCGUAAACAUAGUUCACGCUCCAAAGGCGUUACGUUUUUUAUUUUAUUUAAAACUUCAAACUUAUUGUCAUAUAUAAAUUUCAAAUUUAUUAUCGAUAUUUUUAUGAAAAAGUUGAUUUGAAAACAAUUGAAGAAUCUACAAUUGAAACUUGCAGGGUGAAUCAACAAGAACGACACAUAAAUCGUUGUUACAUAUAGAUGAAAAUGGACGAAUAUAAUUGCUCGUCAAAUCGAAGUGUGUAGUAAAAAAAACGCUCGAACAGACGAUUGCGUAUUCCAAGCUCCAAAAACAGCACAUCGCUCACGCUUUGCACUUACGACAACCUGUCAGUCGUACUCAGCGUACUGGCAUUGCAUCAAUGUGACGGAGCUAUUUUGAUUUCGAAUUUCGGACGACCCUGAUGUACGCUAUCGGGCAUUUGCGUCACAUUACGAUUUCGCGCUGUUAUUUCUACGAUACACAUCGAAAUUUUUGUGACAGAAGGAAUUGAUCACGAAGAUGGGUGAUAUCAAAUAUUACGGAAAGAAGAGAAGUAUUGUGAGAAGGAUCGGAUCCUUUUUACCAUUGAAACCACCACCAAAAAUAUAUGUCAGCGUGACACCAUUACACUCAAUGACAAGCUCAAUGAUUAAUGAAGAAGCUAGUAGCAAUUAUGAUACAAAUGGAUAUGGUCCUAUGAGACUUUCCGGUAGCAGACCAGAUCUGUUAGAGCCAAUUAGUUUUGGAUCUGAAGUACGAUUGCUUGCAUUAGAGCAAGAGUUACAAGAACUUAGGGAACAAAUUUCAACAAUUGUGAAAAAUAACAAAUUGUCAAAGCAUGCUUCUGUCGCAUCUCUGCCUAAUAUAAUGGACAAUGGAAAGUCUUUGCCAGUACCGCCACCUCCACCUCCACUUCCACCACCCACAACGCCGCAUAUUGCGAGAAGGGCUAGCUUGCAAGAACAUAAAACUGAAGAUCGCAAGAAAAUUGCAUUGAGUUCACAGAAAUCGACAGGCGAUAUGCUUAAGGAUAUCGACAGUGUAAAAUUGAGGCCAGUUGCAAGAUCGCCAGGUGGACAUCCUAUACGAGUAAAGCGUGAGAAUAGCCCAUGUAACGAUUUGCAGGAGAUUCUGCGAAGACGUUACAUUGCGAUGCAGUCUCCCGACAGCAGAAACUCAUCGGCUAACUUGACUAUAGACGAUUCGUUUUGAACAUCAUGUGUGAAAAUGUGGAUACUCUUGAGUGUCCCUAUCCUGUGUGUACGUUUACACAAAAUUUAGGACUCUUACAAGCAAGCGUUGUGGCAUAUAACACAUAUGUUACGUUGGAAUUUAUCAGUUGCACUUCGCAUUAGCUGAAGACGUAAAGAAAGUCUUAAACCAAAGAUCAGUUUAUUGCACCGAUGUGACGUCACUCAGGUAGAAUUUUUUUUUUCAUAGCAAAAAAGUCAUGAUCAAAGCUUUUCCUAAUGCGUUUAAAGAAGGCCAUUUUAGUUUUAUUACGAUUAAGAUGAUUAUUCUAGUUUUAGUAGGUAAAGCUGUUGUGAUAUUGAAAUCACUCUCUCAACAGCUAUUCCUGCAAAAUCCAGCCAUAAUAACUCUAAUGUCCGGGAUAGAUAGAUAGAUGUUAUUUUUGUGGCAGUUCAUGAGAAGAUAGAGUACACCAUUCCUCUUGCUAUUUAUAUGUUGCCAACAUAAAUGGGAAAUUUUAGUUAGUGCGUAAAUAAGAAAAAUAGAUUUGAAUGAUUCAUAUCGAAAUCAAUAUUAGCAUUAUUAAUGUUACGAUCAUUUAUAGUUUUAUUUAAUUAUACAAGUAAUUUUGUAGAUACUGGAAAAGUAAUCUCAAAUUUCUUUUUUUUGUCUAAAUAACUAUAAAUUUUUUAGUUUUAAAUUAUUUUCGAAUGUGGGCAUGUGUAAGAAGAUUCAGUAGUGGAAUCUUCAAUUUUAAACGCGUAGGAAUGUACGCAACUCAUUUUCGGAGACUGAACGGUAUCUUCGAUGAUAUUACGAAUGUACAGAUGCGUUUUUUAUACGUGAAGCUUUUAUCGAUGACUUAUAAAAAUAAACUUUAUUGUUAAAUAAUA
Linepithema humile (Argentine ant) is the source of this 2080-nucleotide messenger RNA. Its product is annotated as mitochondrial fission regulator 2-like. The record is from RefSeq and is a predicted model, not a curated record. Lineage: Eukaryota; Metazoa; Arthropoda; Insecta; Hymenoptera; Formicidae.